AUGGCACCCGAAUGAGGGACGCUGUUAGUUUCUACUUGAUCUGUCGUCGCGUUUACACGUAUAACCAUAGCUGACAAAGCGAUCUAUCCAUUUGAGCAGAAUGAGUAAUUUGUCACCGUUCGGUGGCGGCAAGAACCCGCCGUGGGUUCGCAACGCAGGACAGGGUAUACAAAAUAUCCAACAACAAAUGUUGGGUAGCAUUGGAGGGCAACCAAUGGUACAAUAUCAACAGCAAACCCAGCAAGUUUAUCAACAAAGUCUGGGUUUACAGCAACCUAAUAUUACCAUGGCAUCCAUGGCAACUCUUGGUUCCAAUCUACCUUCUGGUAUAGCAGGACAACUAUAUCCACAAGUGGCUACGGUGUCUUAUCCAACGCCAAGAGCAUUGAAUACAAAUGCUUUUCAACCUUCGGUAGCUGGUGUUCCACAGCAGGUACAACAAAAUGUACCCUCAUCGUCUACAAAACAAAGAGUUUUCACAGGCACUGUUACCAAAGUACAUGAUAAUUUUGGUUUUGUGGACGAAGAUGUAUUUUUUCAAACUAGUGUAUGCGUGAAGGGAUCCAAUCCUGUGGUAGGAGAUCGUGUGCUAGUAGAAGCGUCGUACAAUCCUUCCAUGCCAUUUAAAUGGAAUGCUACUAGAGUACAAGUACUACCGAUGGUUAAUAACAACAACAGUUCAAAUACUCAGCAAACCAAUCAACCAAAUCGUCAACAACAGCAGCAACAGCAACAGCCUAAUAGGACAUCGGGCACUUACAAUGCCGUACCUCCUCCCGCAGAAAAUUCGAACAACAGUAGGUUCACAAGUUCGACAAAUUCCAAUACUACCAGCAAUCGUAACAAGGUUGGUAGAGUGAGAGAAAGAUCUCGCGAACGAAGAAACGAUGAUGAGGAAAUAGAAAGGAAGAGACGUCGCGAAGAAAGAAUAAGAGAACGUGAAAAGAAGGAAGACCGAAGCCCGUCGAGAACUAGAAGAAGCAAAUCACCGAGACCUCGUCGGCGCACAAGGGUCGUGCCGCGUUACAUGGUGCAGAUACCGAAAAUCGCGCUCGAUCUGCCUGAAGCAGAUGUACUUGAGAUAAGAAGACGCUAUCAAAAUAUGUACAUUCCUAGCGACUUCUUUUCCACUAACUUCAGAUGGGUGGACGCCUUUCCGCCACACAUGCCAUUCACUCUUAAUAAACCGUGCUCGUUUCAUGUUACGCAUAAAGAUGUCGAUCCUUAUAUCGAAAAUACAGCAGUAUUAGAGCCCUCGGAUGCUGAUUAUCUGUUUUCUGCAAAGGUCAUGCUUAUAUCUAUGCCUGCCAUGGAAGAAAUAUAUAAAAGAUGUUGUGGCGUUUCUGAAGACAGAGAUCCGGAUCGCGAUUACGUUCAUCCUACGCGCCUUAUAAAUUUCUUAGUAGGCUUACGAGGCAAAAAUGAAACAAUGGCUAUAGGUGGGCCGUGGAGUCCCUCGUUGGACGGGCCGAAUCCUGAGAAGGAUCCGUCUGUAUUAAUAAGGACGGCCGUGAGGACCUGUAAAGCACUUACCGGCAUAGAUUUGUCCAGCUGCACUCAGUGGUACCGCUUCCUGGAACUCUACUACAGACGCGCAGAAACAACGCACAAGUCCGGGCGAGUGGUACCCUCUCGCGUUGAAACCGUCAUACUAUUUCUCCCAGAUGUAUGGAGCUGUGUGCCUACCAGAUUGGAAUGGGACGGGCUGCAACUCAACUAUAAGAAACAACUGGAGCGCAAAUUGCUACGUAUCGCCUCUAACUCUGAAGAUUCGGAUGCUGCCAAUGAGACUGAUGAGGCUGCCAUCGCUGAUCAAAAGGAUGAUUCUAUGCCCGAGAAGAAAGAUCCUACACACUACUCCGAGCUAGAUCCAAAGUCGAUGAAUGUGAAUGAACUGCGUCAAGAACUGGUGGCUCGCAAUCUGAGUGCAAAAGGCUUGAAGUCUCAACUGUUAGCACGACUGUUGAAGGCUGUGAAGUCCGAGCAGGCCAAGGAGGAAGGUCGGCAGGACGAAGGGGACGACAACGAAGAAGAUAUCUCAUUACCGUCGAAGGAAGAGGACGAUAAAAAAUUUAGAGAUAGUAAAGAGCAUGACGAAGAUAAGAGAAAACUGUACGAACGCGAACGCGCCGCUCUCGAGAAGAAAUAUACUCUACCCGAUUCUUCGCAUAUUAUAGUCCAUCCCUCUAGAACAGCCAAAAGCGGAAAAUUCGACUGCACAGUCAUGUCUUUGAGUGUGCUAUUGGAUUACAGACCGGAAGAUACUAAGGAACAUUCGUUCGAAGUAUCUCUCUUUGCUGAAUUAUUUAACGAAAUGUUGAUGCGAGAUUUCGGUUUUCGCAUUUAUCGUUCACUGUCCAGUCUCCCUGAGAAAUCUAAGGAGAAGGAUGAAGACAAGAAGAAAGAUAAGAAAGAUGACAAAAGAGAUGACAAAAAGGACGAUAAAAGAAAGGAGGAUGACAAAAAGUCCAGUAAAAAAGAUGAAAAGCGGGAUGACAAGAAAAAGGAUGAGGUCAAAGAUAAGAAAGAUGACAAAGACGCGAAAAAUAAAGUUGAUGAUAAGGAAAAAGAAAAGGAUGAUGAGGAGGACGACGAAGAUGAUGAGUCAGAAGACGACGAUUCUGUAAAAGACAGCAGGAAAGACAGAGAUAAAGACGGAAAGAAGAGGAAAGUGAAGCUCUACACGCACGAUCCUUAUCUUCUAUUGUCGUUCGUUUAUUUCGAUCAGACCCAUUGCGGAUACAUAUUUGAUAAAGAUAUCGAGGAACUUAUUUAUACUCUGGGAUUGAAUUUAUCUAGAGCUCAAGUGCGAAAACUAGUACAAAAAGUAGUCACGAGAGAUUCCUUACAUUAUCGCAAAUUAACAGACAGAUCAAAAGAAGAUGACGCGAGAGAUGAGAAGAAAGAUGACAAAGAGAGCGAUAAAGGUGAAUCGACCAAGACGGAUAACGAAGAGGACAUUUUACGUUCGCUCGCUCUUGGUAAUAAAAAAUUAUUACCUGUAUUCGUGGGAAGUGGACCGCCUUCGAAGAGAGCACGAAGAGAGGACUGUGUCAUGGAAAGAAACGACGGAGAAACGAUUCCGGAAGGUAUCGUUAUGUACAAAGGCUCCUUGUUGGAUGUUGAAAAACUUGUCAGUCAAUUGAAAAGAUCUGAAAAAGCACGCUUAGACACCGAAGAUCGUAUGAUGGAAUUACAGCACGAGCUAACUGCGGUCAACGAGAAAUCCACAAAGCAAACAAACAAUUUGAAAGGUCUUUCGGAAGAUCUAAAAAUGUAUAAAGAUAAAUUGCGAAACACGGAAGAAAAACUCAAGAAGAUGUCUACUGAUUGUCAUACUUACGUGACCGCGGUAAAAAAUAUAUAUCACAUAGCGGCAAAAAUGAUGCAGAGUGAUACAAAAAAAGUUGAGAUUGUUGAAAUACAAGACGAAAAGGUCAGUGGGGAUAUAAAUGGUUCCGAGACGGAGAGCAAAUGUAAAAUUGACACUAGGUGGGGAGAUAAGGUCCAGGUGAAGAAAGAACCCGUGGAUGGGGACAAAGACAAGAAAACUGACAAUAAGCUUUCUGUGAAAAAGGAAAUUGCUGAAAUAGACAAGGAGAAAAAAUAAAUGGCGCUAUAUCUUACUGUAGUAGACGAUAUCCCGACGCGAAUAAGUUUUUUUUUUUAAACUUCACCUCACGCUCACAUGUGCGUGCACGCGCAAUUAGUGACACGUCGAACGGGGGGGGGAGGAAAAAAAAAAAGAAAUCUACCAACAAAAAAUUUUAUCCAAAAUACAAAACCAAGUGAUCAAGACUCGAUUUUGUAACUUUUUUCACUCGAUGUGAUAAUGUGUGGUGGAAUCUUCAAUUAGUUAAUAAGACAAGCACUUAAAAUCUUGCAUAAACACACAUUCAUCAUGUUUAGGGAUCUUCUUUAGAUUGAAGAUUUUUGCGUCACUUCAAAUUUUGCAUAAUGAACAAAAAAAAAAUUGAAAAAUGGCUUUUAUAGUACCGAGUAAUCUGCCAUUAAGUGCCAGAUAUAUUAUCAUUAAACACACACACAUUGUAGAUCUUAAAAAAAAAAAAAAAUACAUUAAAAAUAUAAUUAUAUAUUUAAUUAAUAAAAGCCCGUGAGAAUUUAUUGCUGAGAGUAACGGUAACGCAAACGUGAAAUAUACGUAUUGCGUUUGUUGUUACACAAAAGUAAUUUCUAAAACAUUUGUGCGACAUAUAUAAGUGUGCUUUACACUUAAGUUAUAACUAAUAUUUGCUAUCAAAUUACAGUGGUAUCUCGUUAAGAAAAAAAAAAUGAAAUCUUUCUUGUUCAAUUGUUCUUCAUUCUUUUUUAGGCAUUGGCAUUUCUUAUGCUAUUUCUCCCAAACAGUUGAGAUAAAUUCGUAACUUAAGUCUGCGACAUAGGUGCUUUUUUUUCGUGCAUCAGAAUUAACCAGUCAUAAUUCGAAGAUCAGAGAAUUGUCAAGAAAUCAUAGUGCAAGUCAGCAUGAAAACAAGAUAUCGUGCGCCGAGGUUUCAUCGUUCUAUGUAAAAUCAAGCCAAUCUACUUUGGAUUGUUAAGCAAUUUUUUCUAGAAUUUAACCCUUUGCACUCGAGGCCUUUUUCGCUCGCGCGAACUCGAGACGAUUUUGGCUAUAUUAGAGAAGCAUAUAAAAUUUCAUCAAUUUAUUUAUUUCGACUGGACGCGUCAAACCUCCCGGGCGCCGUAGCAGCGCCGCUCGAGUUGACGCUUCAAAUCGGCCUGGCGCCGCUCGAGUGCAAAGGGUAUUAAAAUUUUACGCUUAACGAGGUACUACUCGAUAGAACAGUUGUUCUUGUUCUUGUGGAACUAUUAUUUUUUACUGUUUUUCGAUUAAAAAAAAAAAUAUCUGAAUUUUUGAGAAUCGAUCAUUUUAAUUGAUCUUCUGAUGCAUAUAAUGUAGCGCAAUAAACUGUAACGCACUAAAUGUGACACCAACGAUAAAGUUUAUAUCAACAUUUGAUUUCAAUGAAUAUUUGUGUAUUUUUGCAUUUUAAGUUUGUAAGAUUCUGUCUUAUAAUAUCUCACUGAAGGUUUUGUAAUACACGUGAUGUACAGUGUGGCGUACGCGAAACAAAAAAUUUUAUUUCCGGAAAACAUGUUCAUCCGAAAACCUUGAAGAAUCGGAACAAUGUUUAAAAAAUUAAGAAAAUUGUUCAUUGCGACUAGAGAACAACCAAAAAAAAAAAAAAAAAACUGCUUUACACUUGUUACUGUGUAGCAAUAAAUUUUUUUUGUAAAACGAGAAAAUAAGUACACAGUUCUAAAGCAAUUCGAAUCUGUAAAUUUGAUAGCCUAAUUAGUAGGAGUACAACAACACACACAUACACAUACACACACACACACACACACUUAGAUUAUAUUCUUUAAGUAGACGUACAUUUACGUACGUAUUGUAUGUUCACCGCGCGCGAGUGUCAAACACUUUAUCCGGAAAUCUUAUUACACAAAAUCGUGUUCUCGAACGGGAAGUGAUCAUGCGCGAUCCGCACACCGUUCUAUUGCCGAGAUUUUUGCAGUCUGCAAACAACUCACGAUGCCAAGGAUACUAUUUUGUAUAUAAAUUAUCUAUUAUAUAUAGAAAGUUUUUGUAGUUUGUUAAUAGAAAGUCACACAUUUUCUUGUCCAGAAAAAAAAGAAAAAAAAAAAGAAAAGAAAAAAAAAAGAUAGCACGCAACUUACGAAGAUAUAAAAAUUAUACGAACACGCGAGUACGAUUCUCCAAUUCCGUGUGUACGUCUCAAUACGGGAAUCUAAUAACUUGUAAUUAUCCUCCUUGGACACCAUGGUAGUCAAAAAAUAACGGGGAAAAAAAAAAAUAAAAUUUGUUUAAACAGA
Pseudomyrmex gracilis is the source of this 5856-nucleotide messenger RNA. Its product is annotated as cell division cycle and apoptosis regulator protein 1-like. Gene Ontology annotation, biological process: regulation of DNA-templated transcription. Gene Ontology annotation, cellular component: nucleus. The record is from RefSeq and is a predicted model, not a curated record. NCBI's taxonomy places the organism in Eukaryota, Metazoa, Arthropoda, Insecta, Hymenoptera, Formicidae. Bases 101 to 3610 code for a protein of 1169 amino acids. The transcript is spliced from 15 exons.